AUACUACGCGUACCUUCAGCAAGCUCAAGCUUUUUACACCUUUCCAUUCCAUCAAAUGAUGACUGCAACUCCUAACGUGGAAACCAUGAGUGAGCAGCCGACUCUAGAGGGCAUUCCAGAGCCAAACAUUGCUCAGGAGCCUCCAAAAGAAGUUAAAAAAGGAGGAAGGAAAAGAAAAGCCAAAGCAACUGAGCCAAAGCAACCCAAAAAGCCUGCUGCUAAAAAAGAAAAAUCAGCCAAGUCAAAAGGAAAACAAGAGAAGAUCACAGAUACUUUUAAAGUCAAAAGAAAAGUGGACCGUUUUAAUGGUGUAUCUGAAGCUGAACUUCUGACCAAGACUUUACCUGAUAUUUUGACCUUUGAUCUGGACAUUGUAAUAAUUGGCAUAAACCCUGGCUUGAUGGCAGCUUACAAAGGACAUCAUUACCCUGGACCUGGAAACCAUUUUUGUAUGUUUUUAUUUUCCUAUUCUAUUU
Messenger RNA from Tauraco erythrolophus (red-crested turaco), 476 nucleotides. Lineage: Eukaryota; Metazoa; Chordata; Aves; Musophagiformes; Musophagidae. The record is from RefSeq and is a predicted model, not a curated record.